Molecule: messenger RNA, 2186 nt
Organism: Humulus lupulus (European hop)
Lineage: Eukaryota; Viridiplantae; Streptophyta; Magnoliopsida; Rosales; Cannabaceae
Product: probable E3 ubiquitin-protein ligase ARI8
Exons: 1
Coding region: 279-1916 (545 amino acids)
Biological process (GO): ubiquitin-dependent protein catabolic process; protein polyubiquitination; positive regulation of proteasomal ubiquitin-dependent protein catabolic process
Cellular component (GO): ubiquitin ligase complex; cytoplasm
Molecular function (GO): ubiquitin protein ligase activity; ubiquitin conjugating enzyme binding; zinc ion binding
Source: RefSeq, a predicted model, not a curated record
AGGAGCUGUGUCCGUUGUCGUCGAUGAGCAACAAGUUUAGUCCCCACAGCAUCACGACCGUUGAUUUAUUUUCUGUCCUUUAGCUAGCGGUGAUGAUGUAUUUUAUUUAUUAAAUUAUUUUCUCUCUCAAAAAUUUCUUAGGCAUACUUGGUUGACUUAAGACUUUCCAAUAGUGUUACUUCUUCUUCUUCUCCUUCUUCGGUCUUCAUUCUUCAGUCUAUAAACCUCUGGCGUCGUCUCAACGCACCUAAAACCCUAACCUUCAAUCCUCUUCGAUCAUGGAAUGUAUGGAAGACUCGAUCAAAUCCAACGCCCUUCAUAUCGAUGAAAACGGCAUCGUCGCCGGUUCCUUCUUCGACAGGUUUGUCAAAGAAGAAGACGAAGAACAGAGCGAAGCAGGGGUAAACUAUGUGAUCCUCAACGAAGCUGAGAUAAGGCAGCGCCAAGAAGAUGAUAUUCUAAGGGUUUCCACUGCGCUUUCUGAGUCAAGAGCCGCCGCGAUCGUCUUGCUCCGCCACUUCAACUGGAAUCUCAGUAAGCUGUUCGACCAUUGGUUCGACGACGAAGACCAAGUCCGAAACGUAGUUGGCCUCUAUCGAACCCCGAUCGUCCUUCAAAUUAUGUCCGAUCAUCCGAUCGCUUGCGGAAUUUGCUUUGAAAUAUGUAACAAUAUUACUAAUAGUACAGUCUGGGCUUCUUGUGGUCACCCAUUUUGCAGGGACUGCUAUGGAGGUUACAUUUCCAAGUCGAUAAACGAUGAAGGACCGGGAUGUUUGUUUCUGAGGUGUCCUGACCCAUCCUGCUCAGCCGCCGUCGGCGAGGACAUGAUCGGAAUGUUGAUCAUGGACAACUCCACCAAGUUGAAGUACUCGCGGUACCUUUUGCGGUCUUAUGUGGAAGACAGUUACAGGAGGAGGAAGAUCAAAUGGUGUCCUGCUCCAGACUGCGAUUACGCCGUUGAUUUUUUCGACUUCAUCGGGAAUUGUCGCACGGGUUUCGAUGUUCAUUGCCGAUGCUCCUUCAAUUUCUGCUGGAACUGUAACGAGGAAGCUCACCGGCCGGUGGAUUGCGACACGGUGGCGAAGUGGAACAUGAAGAACAAGGACGAGUCGGAGAAUGCGAAUUGGAUUCUAGUCAAUACCAAGUCUUGUCCCCAGUGCAAGCGGCUAAUCGAGAAGGACCAUGGAUGUAACCACAUGAGGUGUGCACCUCCAUGCAGAUAUGAAUUUUGUUGGCAUUGUCUUGGUGAAUGGUCGUCGAAAUCUUUCCAUUCUUGCAACAAAUACUUGUCAGAGGCUGUGUCUGAAGCCGAUGAGACGGAGAUCAAAAGGAGAGAGGUGGUGAAGGCGUCGUUGCUUAAAUACACUCAUUACUAUAACCGUUGGGCAGCCAAUUUAAGAUCGAGGCAGAAAGCUUUGGAGGCCAUACGCGUAGUGCAAGCUGAAUAUUUGGAUAGGCUUAGUUUCGUGUAUGGCCAAGAGAAGCCACUUCUGAGGUUCAUAACAGAGGCCUGGCAACAGAUUAUAAGAUGCAGACGAGUGCUGCAAUGGACUUAUGCAUACGGGUAUUACUUCCCUCAGCAUCAAUGGGCCAAAAAGCAGUUUUUUGAGUACUUGCAGGGUGAAGCAGAGUUCAGCUUGGAGAGGCUUCAUUACUGUGCUGAGAAGGAGCUAGUGAAGUAUCUUGAUGGUGAAGGUUCGGUUCAGGAUUUCAUGGACUAUCGUUUGAAGCUAGCUGAACUGACCUCUGUAAUUGGGAACUACUUUAAGAACUUGGUUAGAGCUUUGGAAGAUGGUCUAUCGGAGGUGGAGUCUAAUGGGACUUACUGGUCCUGUGAGCUAUGCAGCUUCAUGAAUUCCUUGCCUACCAAAAGAUGCCAGAUGUGCCACAAUUUUCCAAUGACCAUCAACUUAUAAUAAUCUCUUUUUGGGCAGGAGGAGCCGUUGUGGUUGUGGUUGUGGUGGUAGUGGUAGUGGUAGUGGUGCAGUGCAUGGGGACUAACUUUUAAAUAAUUGAGAGGCCAGACUGUUUAGAGUGAAUAUUUAUUGCUUGUGUUGCUUCUAGUUAUCUCUUUUUAACUUGUUUAAAGUCGAGGAGUUGCCCAUGUCUACAUCGCGUAUCUUUGUAUGUACGUUACUAGAAGCAUUAUAUGUAUGAUGAUGUAUCGAACUGAAGUUGAAGUUGAA